Molecule: messenger RNA, 2132 nt
Organism: Paramacrobiotus metropolitanus
Lineage: Eukaryota; Metazoa; Tardigrada; Eutardigrada; Parachela; Macrobiotidae
Product: cytochrome P450 3A24-like
Exons: 14
Coding region: 286-1872 (528 amino acids)
Molecular function (GO): heme binding; iron ion binding; steroid hydroxylase activity
Source: RefSeq, a predicted model, not a curated record
ACAAUCGCAAAACCAGUUUUCUUGCUAUCGAUCGCUACGGCAGCACUUAAGCAACUUUAAAUUCAAACAGCUGAUCAUGAGCAGCGCUGUCGAUGCAAUGUUUGCAGCAUUAUAUCGCUAAUAUUGUACAUUGCAUAAGUGCUCGUAUUUGUACUGGUUUCAAGGCAGCUGUGGCUGCUUUAUCUUGCAAACAAAUUAUUGUGCCAUUUUGCAAUGACGGUGUAUAUAAUGCUGAACAGUUUACUUGGAUUGCGACUGUAGAAGCGGCUUACAGUUUUAACGAAAAUGCUUGCGUGGAUUCUGGGAAUUUUGAGCGCAGCUCUGGCGUAUUUCGUAUAUGACGCUAUAUGGAAAAACGAGUUUUGGCGUCGAAAAGGAAUCCCCAGUCCCUUGUAUUAUCCCCUGGUUGGACGAUUCGUGGAGUUUGCUCUGAUAGGACAAGCCAAAUUCGACCAAAAAUGGACUGCAAAGCUGGGCAAAGUUUUUGGCGUAUUCGAAGGCGCCCAACCGGUACUCGUUGUAUCCGAUCCAGAUAUUAUGAAAGUUGUGCAAGUGAAGGACUUCUCCCACUUUGUUAACCGUCGCGAAAUCGAAGGCAUCCAGGGUCCGCUACUGGAUCAGUCUGUUACCAGCCUUAAAGAUCAACGCUGGAAGGACGUCAGGAGCGUGUUGGUGCCCACAUUUACAUCCGGCAAAUUGCGACAGAUGAAUCCUUUAAUCAACGAAUCUUGCCAAACACUGGUAAAAAACAUGGAAUCCUUAGCGGAGACCAGCGCUGAUUUCGAAGCUAAGGAGUUGUUCGGCCGUGUCUCCAUGGAUGUCAUCGCCUCCACGUUUUUUGGCACAAAGAUCGACUCCCAAAACGACGUCAACAACGAGUUCGUUCAGCAUGCCAAAAAUGCCUUCGACUUCAAUUUCGCCAAUCCGAUCUUCCUGGUCGUGUUGCUUUUUCCCAAACUCGUGCCAUACAUGGUCAAGAUGGGCAUCGAUUUCCUGGUGGACAGGAAAGUCAUCGCCUUCUUCGUGCGUAACACGGAGGAAAUCAUUAAACUGCGUACAGACCAGAAUCAAUCGCGGAAAGAUUUCCUGCAGUUAAUGCUCAACUCGCUCAAAAGUUAUAACGGCUCUGUCAAAGCUGCAAAAGAUGACACCGAAACCGUUGUUCGAGAUGAAACAAACGAUCAAACAGAUAUCUUGUCCGAUGUGGUCUCCAACGCGGCUGAAUCGACAUAUAGUUCUAAUUACAAAAUGACUACCGAGGAGCUGGUAGCUCAGUCGGUAACCUUUUUCCUCGGCGGCUACGACACAACAGCCGGCACACUGGCCUUCUUAACCUACUGUCUGGCCAUCCAUCCCGACAUUCAAGAGCGGCUGCGCGAGGAAAUCGACACAGUAAUGGGCGACCGGGAGGUGGCUACGUAUGAAGUGCUGGCCGGAAUGGAAUACCUCGACUGUUGCAUCAACGAAACGCUGCGAAUGUAUCCGCCCUUGGUGCGGGCCGAGCGCAUGUGCAACGAGCAGUGGACGUAUGAAGGGAUGACCAUCGACAAGGACACGCUGGUGGUGAUUCCGGUCUAUGCUAUCCAUCAUGAUGCGGAUUACUGGCCGGAUCCCGAAAAAUUUGAUCCGGAACGGUUUUCCCGUGAAAACAAGCACAAGGUUAUUCCUUACACAUUUCAAGCGUUUGGUCAAGGACCUAGGAAUUGCGUUGGAAUGCGUUUCGCGUAUUAUGAAAUUAAACUGGUGAUGGUUUCGGUUCUAAGGAAAUACCGAUUUCUUCCCAGCUCGAAAACCGAGAUUCCUCUGCAACUCACAGCUAUGAGCUUCUUACGCGCUAAAAACGGCAUCUGGGUCAAACUGGAGAAAAUCUAAAAAUACUGUAUUGAGUUCAAAAUGUUUUCGGAAUUUGCGGAAGAAGUUGCUGCACAGUGUUUAUCAAAACUUGCAUGUUUUGCAAGAUAAAUUAGUUGCAGUAAAUUUGCUAACCGCGGAAUUACUAAUCAGUGCACAUAUAUUUCGGUAUGUGGUGGCAUUUUCUGAAGUUGCAGGAAUUUUUUCUCUGUGUUGAGGGUUUGAUGGGUAACGGUGCAUUGAAAACUAACGCAGUACCAUAAUUAAUACUAAAGUAAAUA